CGACCGAGCCCGAGAGAGCUUCAUUGCGCCGCGAGACGUCCGACCGUCGCGCGCGGUCUCGCUGCUCCACUUUUGCCGAGGAAGGCUCGGCGCGUGUACGUACGCCCGUCAGUUUUUUCCGCUUCUCUCGCUACUUUGAGCGGAGCGCCUCUUUUCCUUUUUUUUUUUUCUUACCAAACUGUCCGUGUUCCGCACGAAUAUGGACACCAACCAGGCACCUCUUUCGCCACCGGCCUCGCCCCAGCUCAAACACAUGGAACCGUUAUCGUUCAGCGUCGCGGCUCUGUUGGGCGAGAGGCUUUCAAACAAAUCGGGCAAACCCGAGCGGAAGGAAGAGGAAGAUGCAAGUACUCGUCCCGCCCUGCCACCUACUCCACAGCCUUCCGACUCGGAGGAGGACGAACCACCCCGAAAGCGACGAUGCGUCGAACAAUGCGAGCUGGCGAAGCUGUUGCUAGACGGUACGCCGCCGCCAAGCCCGGAGCCAGCCCGGGUUUCGGUAAUAAUGCGCGCCAAUCGGGACGGCACUUGCAGCCCGGCCAAUCUCGCCAGCCCGGCCGUGGCCAGCGUGCGACCGGUACCACGUGACUCGCCCGCGCGACAGCUGCCCAGUCCGCGGGUGAUCGCGCGAGCGAGCGCGACUGCUCCAACGGAGAACGUGCUGCGUAAUCUAAAAUUCAAGAUGAGUUUGCGCAAGGAGGAAAUUAUCGUGAACAACAAGAACACCGACCGUGAGAGCUAUCCGCAGCAGCAACCGCAACAACAACCACCGCCGCAGCAGUUACCAAGGUUGCAACCCUUGGCGCCCAAACCCGCGCCGAUCGUGGUGGCAGGGUUGUUGGGUUCACCCCUAGUCUUACCACGAACCUCUGCCGGUCCGCUUCUGCUGGUCGCCAGCGCGGCGGCUACCGCGACGACCACGACGAGCGCGACGGGCGCGACGGAGACGCGUCGCCGCGUUUACGAAUGCGAGUACCCGGGCUGCGGCAAGAACUACUUCAAGUCGUCGCACCUGAAAGCGCACACGCGCACGCACACCGGGGAACGGCCGUUCCCGUGUCCCUAUGAGGACUGCAACCGGCGCUUCUCGCGCAGCGACGAGCUGUCGCGGCACAAGCGUACGCACACGGGCGAGAAGAAGUUCGCCUGCGCCGUUUGCCAGAGGCGGUUCAUGAGGAGCGACCACCUGGCGAAGCACGUGAAACGUCACGCCCGGGACAAGUCUUCAUCCUCGUCGACCGUCGGUGGUCAGAUCACUUCUCACCAGGUGGCCUCGACACCCCUGAGAGUGAGCCUGCUACCGGUAUUGGCGCCGCGGCCGAUCCACCAGCUGGUACCACCUCAACUGGCAGCUUGAAGACGCGCAGUCGCGACUGGAGUCGCCUGAAACAGUUGUACCGCAUGGUCUCCAUGUGUGCGCCUUGAAACAAGGCCCCGGAUGAUUUCCGGCACUGGGGAUGAAGGCGGAUAGCUUCCUCAGCGGCCGAGUACUAGAAGGAUACAGAGUUGCAUCCAGAGUACGAGGGAGGCGGAGUCCUCAGCUGAUGGAAGUAUUUCUUGCUGCUGAUGAUAGAAAGCUUGCUUCUUAAAUACGAUAAGAAGCACAAACUGCGGCAGCGAAUUAAUAUCGACGUCGCAAGUCGACGGGAUUGCUCGAUCGAAGCGAUCCGAGUGGACACAUAUGGUCGCUAUUCCGAUGGAAGAGAGAUCGAGGGUAUCAAGUUAAGCGAGUAUUGAAGAACGGAGCGAGCCGUACUUAAAGGAACACGAGGCGAAACCACGAGGCGAGGGUGAUAAGUCGUCGAGACUUCGUCGUCUGCAAAUCGAGUACCUAAGUGUGUCUGUGAUCUGUGACACGUGAGAAGGCUAGUGUACUGUUCGGUCGAGAACUUUACUAUCGCGAGAGUCAUUUGCGAGAAUAUACUUGCUACGCGCGUUCAGCGCUAAAUGUGGUCGUAUGCUCUUUAAUAGCUCGGAAUAAAUGCAUGGAAGUAUGAUCACUUGUUGAACGAAUCGAGCUCGGAUCAAAUAGUCACAUUAUUGCUAAAUAUGCGCAAAUUUUUAUUUCUCUAGAAAUGAUGCGACUCUUCGCCGGUCGGAGAUUUUCUUUGCAAACGAUGCAAAGAUCUACGAGAUAUUAAAACGUACAAAGAACCGUUGUGGAUAAUUUUCUUAUGCGAGUGUUUCUCUUAGAUUUUUCUAUUACCUGGCUUACUGUUGAGAGUUACUCUCGGUAAAUGGGAUUCUCGAGUACAUAGCAAGUCUAGGCGCGUUGACCGAGAAACAGAAAAGAGCGAAAGAAUAUUUAUUUAUGAUAAAAUGAGAUGAUUACGGUUUAUGUAUAGAACCGUUACGCAAGAUGACCGAUGCCGACUGCUAAUUGUACAUAUUGAAUGUGAGUAAUGCAGGGGCGGAUUUAGAGGCAAAAUCGUCGAAAUACCGUUAUUUAUAUAAAUAUUGUUACCUCCUUCUGCCAGAGUUUAUGUAACGUUUCAUGUCGCGACUGCAUUUAUUGUAACUUGAAAAAUAUUUAAAUCCGUCCCUCUGAUGAUGUAUAUAUGUAUAUGUAUCUCCCAUGGCCGAGUAAGGAAACUGUACUUGGCGACAUAAGACUUCACUGUAUCGUUAAACUGUAAAAAUUUUUCUACAAUUAAAUAAAUUGUAUACUUUACUUUCGUAAA
Molecule: messenger RNA, 2681 nt
Organism: Ooceraea biroi (clonal raider ant)
Lineage: Eukaryota; Metazoa; Arthropoda; Insecta; Hymenoptera; Formicidae
Product: Krueppel-like factor 16
Biological process (GO): regulation of transcription by RNA polymerase II
Molecular function (GO): DNA-binding transcription factor activity, RNA polymerase II-specific; RNA polymerase II cis-regulatory region sequence-specific DNA binding
Source: RefSeq, a predicted model, not a curated record